Messenger RNA from Drosophila subobscura, 1516 nucleotides. RefSeq names its product NADH dehydrogenase [ubiquinone] flavoprotein 1, mitochondrial (gene ND-51). The record is from RefSeq and is a predicted model, not a curated record. The transcript has 4 exons. Gene Ontology annotation, molecular function: FMN binding; NAD binding; 4 iron, 4 sulfur cluster binding. NCBI's taxonomy places the organism in Eukaryota, Metazoa, Arthropoda, Insecta, Diptera, Drosophilidae. Gene Ontology annotation, biological process: mitochondrial electron transport, NADH to ubiquinone. Bases 66 to 1496 code for a protein of 476 amino acids.
CAAUUUCUAAUGUGGCAACGCCAAACGCAAACGUCACAUUUCAGCUGGCUGUCGUCGCACCGAAAAUGGCUGCAAUUGUGCGAUUUAAUUUGUUAACCAAGCCGCAAUUAGUUGCGACACUUCCGGCCAGCGUGCAGCUGCAGCGGCUGCAGAGCACAGCUCCACCGGCUGGCACGCCGCCACCACAGACAAAGACCAAGUUUGGUCCCUUGGCCGACGAGGAUCGCAUCUUCACAAAUCUGUAUGGACGCCACGACUGGCGGCUGAGCGGUGCCCUGAAGCGCGGUGACUGGUACAAGACCAAGGAGAUUGUCCUGAAGGGUCCCAAUUGGAUCAUCAAUGAGAUCAAGACAUCGGGUCUGCGCGGACGCGGUGGCGCUGGCUUCCCCAGUGGCAUGAAGUGGUCUUUCAUGCAAAAGCCCGGCGAUGGACGCCCCAAGUACCUGGUGGUGAAUGCCGAUGAAGGCGAGCCUGGCACCUGCAAAGAUCGCGACAUAAUGCGUCACGAUCCCCACAAGCUGGUUGAGGGAUGUCUGAUUGCGGGCGCUGCCAUGGGCGCCCAGGCGGCCUACAUCUAUAUUCGUGGCGAGUUCUACAACGAAGCCUCGAACAUGCAGCUGGCCAUCGCAGAGGCCUAUCAGGCUGGCCUCAUUGGCAAGAAUGCCUGCGGCACGGGCUACGAUUUCGAUAUCUUCAUGCACCGUGGCGCUGGCGCUUACAUUUGCGGCGAGGAGACAGCUCUGAUUGAGUCGCUCGAGGGCAAGCAGGGCAAGCCACGCUUGAAGCCGCCAUUCCCCGCCGAUGUGGGUGUCUUCGGUUGCCCCACAACGGUGACCAAUGUGGAGACGGUGGCUGUUGCGCCCGCCAUCUGCCGUCGCGGUGGCACUUGGUUCGCCAGCUUUGGUCGCACCCGUAACUCGGGCACAAAGCUGUUCAACAUCUCGGGACACGUAAACAAUCCCUGCACGGUGGAGGAGGAAAUGUCCAUUCCGCUGAAGGAGCUGAUUGAGCGUCAUUGUGGCGGCGUCACUGGUGGCUGGGACAAUCUGUUGGGCGUCAUUCCCGGCGGUUCGUCCACACCGAUUAUACCCAAAAAUGUAUGCGACGAUGUGAUUAUGGAUUUUGAUGGCCUGAUUGCGGCCCAAACAUCUCUCGGAACGGCGGCCAUCAUUGUGAUGGACAAGUCCACGGAUGUGAUCAAGGCAAUUGCCCGCCUCAUCUCGUUCUACAAACACGAGAGCUGCGGCCAGUGCACACCAUGUCGCGAGGGCAUUGGCUGGAUGAACAAGAUCAUGACUCGCUUUGUCAAGGGCGAUGCUCAACCCGCUGAGAUUGAUAUGCUGUGGGAGAUUUCAAAGCAGAUCGAAGGCCACACCAUUUGCGCGCUAGGCGAUGGUGCCGCCUGGCCUGUCCAGGGCCUCAUUCGUCACUUCAGACCCGAGAUCGAGAAACGUAUGCAACAACAUGCGCAGCAAACGAAGCGCGCCACCAACUAAAUAAGAACUUAAUAGCGAAA